AUGGAAGGCUUGGCCAUCUUGGCCUGCCGCGCCGACGUCGACGCGUUCCUCGCCUCGCUCGGCGUCGACCCGGGCGAGCUCGCCGGCCUUGAGCUCCCCGCCACCGUCGACGUCAUGCGCGAGCGCGUCGAGUUCCUGCAGUCCCUCGGCCUCUCCAACGAAGGCCUCGCCGCGUACCCGCUCGCCCUGGGCUGCAGCGUCCGCAAGAACAUGGUCCCCGUCCUCGACUACCUCGGCAAGCUCGGCGUCCGCCAGGACGCGCUCCCGGACCUGCUCCGCCGCUACCCGCAGGUGCUCCACGCCAGCGUCGUCGUCGACCUUGCCCCCGUUGUCAAGUACCUCCAGGUCAUGGACGUCAGGCCGCACGAAGUGCCGCGGGUGCUCGAGCGCGUCGAGUUCCUGCACUCCCUCGGCCUCUCCGCACGAUGUGACGAUGGAGGGGAUAUCUCCCCCCGCUGGCUGCGUGCCACUCCUGCCCCCGCCGCUCGCGACUCCUCCCCCUGCCGGCCGCGCGCAGCUACUGCCCCCGCCGCCCGCGGCUCCUCCCCCCGCCGCUCCUCGGCCAGCCGCGCGCCGCUCCUGCCCCCGCCGCCCGUGGCUCCUCCCCCCGCCGGCCACGCGCCGCUCCCUCCCCCCGCCAGAUUAGGAAGGCAGGUUGCGUCUAACUUUCCCUUUCCAGCCCUCUUCGUCUCCGGUGUCUCCGCCUCGGAAAAACUCCGCAAAACCCUCACUCACUCACUCCACGGCGGGGGUCACCUCACCAGUCACCACCCGCAAUGGAGGAAGGCGACGGCGUCGUCAUGCCCUCCCCUGCUCCCACCUCGCCGCCGUCGCCUCCACCGCCACCGCCACCGCCACCGCGACCUUCCGCACCCGCAGCUACGGGAGGCGUCGCCGGCCGCGUCGGCGACUCGCCUUCAUCGCCGCUCGAAUCGGGACCGCUCCUCCCCGCCUCCAAGUCCGAGCUCCUUCGUCUCCCCCACCUCCCCGACGCCGGGAGCCGCAGGCGUCCCCGUCUCGCCGUCGACAUGUCCGACGCAGCCGGCACCAACGGUCGUGUCAUCCCCUUCCGCGGCUUCUCGGGAAGGCCACGUCUCAGCUGUCACUCCGCCUCCCGGAAGCCCGCAGCCGCAGAAGGCCCUCCCUCUCCAACGCCGCCCUCGCCCGGCCGUGGAAAGGGACGCCAUCGGCGAUGCCAACUCGCCGUCGCUGCCCUCCUUGCCGCCUCGGAGCCGCUCCACCUCCCCUCCCUCCCCAACGCUGCCCUCGCCCGUGGUAGGGGACACCAUCGGCGGCGCCAGCUCGCCGUCGCUGCCCUCCUCGGAGGUUCGGGAGCGCUCCACCUCGCCGCCUCGGAGCCGCUCAACCUCGCCGCCUCGGAGCUGCUCCACCUCCCCUCCCUCCCCAAUGCCGUCGCUAUUCUCGGUGGUUCGGGAGAGCUCCUCCACCUCUCCCGCCUCUUCAUCUCCCACAGCCCCUCCUACCGGAGCUCCAUUCAAUCCAACAAUUGACUUGAAGGCAAACAACACCAAGAUGUCUGCUAUGGAGAGGGAGGAAAAAGGGAAGAGGAGGAAUAUAUGUGAGGGUGCUGAGGCGAUGUUCAAACUUGAGGCUGUAUUGAAGGAAGAAGAGGAGGUGAGAGUGAGACACUCAGUACAGAAGCUUCUUAGGCUGUGUUUAGUUCAGCGCAAAGUUUGGAUUUUGGUUGAAAUUGGAGAUGAUGUGACUGAAAAGUUGUGUGUGUAUGACAUGUUGAUGUGAUGGAAAAGGACUGAAGUUUGGAUUCAAACUUUGGAUCUAAACACAGCCUUAAUGAACAAGCAGCAUCUAUGGAUAGAAUUCAGGAUCUGUUGAAGCAAGAAGAGCAGUUAAAGCAGUCACUACAGGAGCUUUUUGAGGCACAUGCAACAGUUAAGGCUAGAAUUGAUAAGGUUCAUACUCAGGUUGAGAAAGAUGAGGAAGAAUUAGAGAAAUUACGUCUGGUCGAGAGACAAGCCAUGUCCCGAGCUGACAAAAUCCGCCGUGAUGCUGAGAUUGCCAAAGCAAAUGCCAAUGAAUUCGAAAAGAAAGCCAACCAGCUCCAAAUAAUAGCAGACAUUGAAACGGAGAGAGAGCAAUCUGCAAAAAAGAAAGAGCAAGCUGCACAUGAUAGACUUCGUGAUGCAAGUACAGCAAGAAUUGUGGCCAUAGAUCACACUAAGUGCAUUAAUGGUAGAAGUAAAGAUAUUGAAGAUUGGACUGAAGCUAUUGAGGAGCGCCAGAAAAGACUUGAAGAGGAGAAGAACCGGUGCAAAAGGUUGAUUAGUAUAUUUUGGGCACUUGGAAUAGUACACUUUUGCUUGUUUUGGGUGAAGUUUGGGCUGAAAAAGCACGAGAAAGAACUGGGAUCUUCAGUAGGCUGGAUCGAGGGAUUCUGUUAUGUGCUUGUGUUGUCCCUUUUCGUUUUUUGCAAGUCCUUCAUUGACACUCGUUUGAAGUUCAAGCCAGACCGAAGGGCAGAAUGGGCUUCUGUGACAUUACAUGCGUUAUCCCGUUUUAUUUUUGAGGGUAUAUUAAAUACCGCUAUGGGAGAAUGUACAGGAUGUACCGUUGCAUUGGUGGUAGCUCACUUAUGCGCUUUUGGCGUUGAAGUGAUAGGUGCAAUGAUAUUUCAACUGAAAUUUAAAAUUGGAUCCUCAUUUGAAUCAUUUGAUGUAUGAGCAUGGAAGUGGGAAGAAAGUUGCUGAAGGGCUCUACUGUUGAUCAUGCAUUAUAUCUUAAGGAUGAAGAGGAGGGUUAUUGAUGAAUUCAAGUUUUGGGAUGCAUGGUGUCGAUUCUUCAGUUCUGGGAGGGAUAUUCUGAAGCUACAUGAUAUUUGAGCAUGAUGCAAUUUUGUUCGGAGAUCUUCAGCCUCGCAGACUGCUAGCUCCUAUUAAAAAACUAAAUAGAACCUUUGUCUUGUAUGACAGCUUCUGUCGCCUGCCUGGGUGUUAGGCGGUUGGAUCCAAUCAGAACACAGUUGCUAGCUGUGAAUGUCAAAAAAAUGAUUUAAACUUUUUUAUUUAGGAAUUGGAGAUUUGGGGGCAUCUCCACUGGUUAUCUGCAUGCAGGUGCCUGGAGAAUUGAAGAUCGAUCGGGCCGCCGCC
This is a messenger RNA of Oryza sativa Japonica Group (Japanese rice), 3125 nucleotides long. RefSeq lists its product as uncharacterized. NCBI's taxonomy places the organism in Eukaryota, Viridiplantae, Streptophyta, Magnoliopsida, Poales, Poaceae. The record is from RefSeq and is a predicted model, not a curated record.